Messenger RNA from Daphnia pulicaria, 2078 nucleotides. RefSeq names its product adiponectin receptor protein-like. Gene Ontology annotation, molecular function: signaling receptor activity. Gene Ontology annotation, cellular component: plasma membrane. Bases 160 to 1557 code for a protein of 465 amino acids. The record is from RefSeq and is a predicted model, not a curated record. Gene Ontology annotation, biological process: adiponectin-activated signaling pathway. Lineage: Eukaryota; Metazoa; Arthropoda; Branchiopoda; Diplostraca; Daphniidae. The transcript has 5 exons.
AAGGUUAUCUAAAUCUCUACGCUUGCACAGAAACUUUCUAGUAACUUUCGCUGCUCAGAAACUAAGACGGACUACCCUAAAAUAUUUGGGAAGCUUCGACGUUCGUGGCCAACAACAAUCGGAUAUGAUCUAAGUCAUUAAUGCAAUCGAUCUUAAAGGAUGAAUGUGGACAUCGAUACACAAGUCGUUGUUUCCCUACCCGAAUCCCCUAGCAUUUUGUGCUCUGCCACAAAACUUUCAGAAAAUCGAGAUGAUGGUCAGAAGACAUCUGAUGUUGUGCUGGAACUCAAGGAAAUUCCAUACGCAGACUGUGAUAUAAAAAAUGAUGAUCCCCAUGAAACAGAUGGACUGCUGGAUUCAGAGGGGGCUUGUGCCCUGAUUGAAGAGAACCAUGUUGAGAUUUGCACAGAUGAAGCAGAUCUCAGCCAAUUGUGCCAUGAGUUGAAGAAGAAACGUGGAUCCACUAUUGAUGUGGUCAACUGUGAUGAUACUACUGAAUCAAGCAGUGAUUCUGGUAGUGUGGAUCAAUUGUCUCUUAAGGGACUUACUGGAGGACAUUUGAUCAAUCCCAAGAAUGACGAUGCAGAAGAAGCUACUAUUGAAAUUGAAGAAGACAGUGAAAUGUUUGAUUUCAGAGAGAUUGCAGCUGGGGCGAUGCGUCAUGCUGAAGAAUUAGUUCGACGGAUGAUGCUCACCGUCUCGUGGACUAUUUGCCAUUUUCACGCUUUGCCUAAAUGGUUACAGGAUAACGAUUUUAUCUGGCAGGGCUACCGACCACCACUACCAUCUUUUUGGGAUUGCAUCAAAAGUAUUUUCAGCAUUCACACGGAAACUGGCAAUAUCUGGACCCAUAUGCUUGGUUGCGUCGCCUUUCUGGGGGUUGGUGCAUUUUUCCUGAGCUGUUCCGAGGAGGAGAUACGCAACGAAGACAAAGUUGUCUUUUCGGCUUUUUUCACAGGAGCUUGCGUCUGCCUCGGUCUCUCAACCUGUUUCCACACGUUCCUUUGUCAUUCAGAAUGGGCUGGUCAAUUGUUUAGCAAACUGGACUACGUCGGCAUCGCUUUAUUAAUCAUGGGCUCAUUUGUCCCAUGGCUUUACUACAGCUUUUACUGCGAUUUUUGGCCUCGCAUUGUCUACGUCUGCGUCGAGAUUGUACUCGGUCUGUCAUCGAUCAUCAUUUCACUUUGGCCUCGAUUCGGCGAGCCCAGAUACAGAUUCCUUCGAGCAGGCGUCUUUCUGAGCUUUGGACUGAGUGGAGUGAUUCCUGCUGUACACUAUUCAGUGCAAGAGGGAUGGAUCAAAGCCCUGAAUCAGGCCUCGUUAGGCUGGCUUAUCUUAAUGGGUCUACUCUACAUCAUUGGAACCAUGUUUUACGCCUUGCGGAUCCCCGAACGCUUUUUUCCGGGAAAAUUCGAUAUUUGGUUUCAAAGCCACCAAAUCUUCCACGUUUUCGUGGUUGCCGCAGCCUUCGUUCACUAUCAUGGGAUUUCCGAAAUGGCAAUGCACAGGCUGACUAUAGGUGAAUGCCCGCCACUUGUCAGCGAUUUCCGUAUUUAGUUCAAACAACAAUAAUACAUACAAGUGCGUCAAAACCAACCGUGGUUUAGUGUACCACUAAACUUCCUUUAAAACAAAUGUAGAGCCGUUUUAAAAGGCAACAUUUUCUCCGUUUGAGUAGCUCGUCAUUGUCGUUCGAGAAACCGUCUCAACGUUUUUCCUUUUUUAGCCAUUGCCAUUAACUACUUAAAGCGUCAAGACGUGCAUUGUCUUAAUAAGAUCUGAUUCUAUGGUGUUAGUAUCUUUUAAAACGGCAACUCUGCAUGGAUUUUUGUACAAAGGGGAUUUCAACGUUAUUUUUUUCCCCUCUUUUUAAGAUAUUUGUUUAGCCUCUGGUUGGCGCUAUUCGUGUUAUUUUAGAUCACCCAUUAUUGGUUAACCCAGCACGUAAAAUUCACAACCCUCCCAUUUCAGUUGGUAGUACCUCGGAAUGGGACUUCCGACAGCAAAUACCAUAUCUUUUAAGAGCAUAUGAAAUAUAUAUAUACUAUCAGAAAUACAUGUGUUGAUUACGUGUCAAA